CGGCGAUGCGGGAACCGGGCGCGGUCACGCCGCGCUCUCCCAUGGGCCUAUGCACCCUGGUGCUUGCGUUCCUGGGCGCGCUGCCCACAGGCGCUGGGGCGCAGCCGUACCACGGCGAGAAGGGCAUCUCGGUGCCGGACCACGGCUUCUGCCAGCUCAUCUCCAUUCCGCUGUGCACGGACAUAGCCUACAACCAGACCAUCCUGCCCAACCUGCUGGGCCACACCAACCAAGAGGAUGCGGGCCUCGAGGUGCACCAGUUCUACCCUCUCGUGAAGGUCCAGUGUUCUCCUGAGCUGCGCUUCUUCCUGUGCUCCAUGUACGCACCCGUGUGCACCGUGCUGGAUAAGGCCAUCCCGCCAUGCCGCUCUCUGUGCGAGCGUGCCCGCCAGGGCUGCGAAGCGCUCAUGAACAAAUUUGGCUUCCAGUGGCCGGAGCGGCUGCGUUGCGAGAACUUCCCGGUGCACGGAGCCGGCGAGAUCUGCGUGGGCCAGAACACGUCCGACGGCUCCGGGGGUCCUGGCGGCGGCCCCACCGCCUACCCCACCGCUCCCUACCUGCCCGACUUGCCCUUCACCGCGCUGCCCCCUGGGGCCGCUGACGGCAGGGGCCGUUCUGCCUUUCCCUUUUCGUGCCCCCGUCAGCUCAAGGUUCCCCCAUACCUGGGCUACCGCUUCCUGGGCGAGCGCGACUGCGGCGCCCCGUGCGAGCCUGGCCGCGCCAACGGCCUCAUGUACUUUAAGGAGGAAGAGAGGCGCUUCGCCCGCCUCUGGGUGGGCGUGUGGUCGGUGCUUUGCUGUGCCUCCACGCUCUUCACUGUCCUCACCUACCUAGUGGACAUGCGGCGUUUCAGCUACCCGGAGCGGCCCAUCAUCUUCCUGUCCGGCUGCUACUUCAUGGUGGCCGUGGCGCACGUGGCCGGCUUCCUGCUGGAGGACCGCGCGGUGUGCGUGGAGCGCUUCUCAGACGACGGCUACCGCACGGUGGCGCAGGGCACCAAGAAGGAGGGGUGCACCAUCCUCUUCAUGGUCCUCUACUUCUUCGGCAUGGCCAGUUCCAUCUGGUGGGUCAUCCUGUCGCUCACUUGGUUCCUGGCAGCCGGCAUGAAGUGGGGCCACGAGGCCAUCGAGGCCAAUUCGCAGUACUUCCACCUGGCCGCGUGGGCGGUGCCCGCGGUCAAGACCAUCACCAUCCUGGCCAUGGGCCAGGUGGACGGGGACCUGCUCAGCGGAGUGUGCUACGUGGGCCUGUCCAGCGUGGACGCGCUGCGGGGCUUCGUGCUGGCGCCCCUGUUCGUCUACCUCUUCAUCGGCACUUCCUUCCUGCUGGCUGGCUUCGUGUCGCUCUUCCGCAUCCGCACCAUCAUGAAGCACGAUGGCACCAAGACCGAGAAACUGGAGAAGCUGAUGGUACGAAUCGGCGUCUUCAGCGUACUCUAUACAGUGCCGGCUACCAUAGUCCUGGCCUGUUACUUCUACGAGCAGGCCUUCCGCGAACACUGGGAGCGCACCUGGCUCCUACAGACGUGCAAGAGCUAUGCGGUGCCCUGCCCUCCCGGCCACUUCCCGCCCAUGAGCCCCGACUUCACCGUCUUCAUGAUCAAGUACCUGAUGACCAUGAUUGUGGGCAUCACCACUGGCUUCUGGAUCUGGUCAGGCAAGACCCUACAGUCAUGGCGCCGCUUCUACCACAGACUCAGCCACAGCAGCAAAGGGGAGACUGCGGUAUGAGCCCCGGCCCCUCCCCCACUCGCUAAAGAGGGAAAAGCGAGGUAGGGAAAGAACGUCUGGGUGGGAAGCUUGGUUCUGUAACCUCCUCCCCCUCCAGUGAGAAGUAACCUGGAAGUGAGAAGACUUAUGUAGAUGUGGGACGAGGAGUGGGUUUGGAAAGGAGGCCUGAGUGAGAAGACGGUUUGGAUGAAAAGACUUAUGGCAAAGAUUUGCAGGAUAAUGAUGGUGAUUCUAAUAACGAUGAUGUUAAUCAUGUACGAUACGCACGGACCUGGGCCUAUCGAGAAAAUUGAGACCAGCAGGAUUACUGUGAGUUCUUCCCAGCCCCGUCUGAACUGGGACUGUGAGCGAUUCCCCUGCUGCAAGACAAGUGGCCUGUCCUCACUCAUGUGAGGCCCGGGUGAAAGGUACAGCUCUGUCUUCGGCGGCCGCUUUGUUGGAAAAAGGGAGGACUCCCUGCGGUGCCCUUGUCAAGCGGUGGUCAAACCAUAAUCUCUUUUCACUGGGGCCAAACUGGAGCCCAGAUGGGUUAAUUUCCAGGGUCAGACAUUACAGUCUACAGUCUCUCCUCCCCUGCCCCCUCCCGCCUGGU
Messenger RNA from Molossus molossus (Pallas's mastiff bat), 2322 nucleotides. RefSeq names its product frizzled class receptor 7 (gene FZD7). The transcript has a single exon. The record is from RefSeq and is a predicted model, not a curated record. Gene Ontology annotation, biological process: canonical Wnt signaling pathway; non-canonical Wnt signaling pathway. Gene Ontology annotation, molecular function: Wnt-protein binding; Wnt receptor activity. Lineage: Eukaryota; Metazoa; Chordata; Mammalia; Chiroptera; Molossidae. Bases 6 to 1730 code for a protein of 574 amino acids. Gene Ontology annotation, cellular component: plasma membrane.